AUGGAAGCCUACGACCCCAGGAGGUCUUUAUCCUCUCUGGCACGAUACAUCCGGAUUCUACUUCAUGUUUCAGGUCUAGCUUGUUUCACUGCAUCGUUUGUUUGGCUGCCUAAUAUCACAAACCCGUUGCAUAAUGGCUUCGGCGGCUCCUUCCAGUUCCUGACCAUAAUUGGCCUCGCCAUGUCUACCAUCACGUUUGGAGUCGGCAUCCUUACAGAUGUCACGCCCAGACCUGAGCUGCUCGCACUGCGGGGGCUGCUCUCUCUGUGUGCGACGACCUUGGAGCUACUCAUAGGCGUCCUUUACUGGGGUUGCCGUGCCAUCGACAAGCGUCUUGUGGUCCCUCCGGGGCACGAAGUUCCGUUCAUUCCCGACUUUGGCUUUCACGCGGUACCGGCCAUCGUCCUAGUGCUGGAUUUUAUGACUCUGUGCCCCCCGUGGUUCGUCAGUGCCUCCCAGGCCCUGGGUCUUGGCUUGUUGAUGACCAUUUCUUAUUGGGCUUGGAUUGAGUACUGCUUCUUUCACAAUGGGUGGUAUCCUUACCCCUUUCUCACCUCCUUAUCACUCUGGAAAAAGCUCUUGAUUUGCACCACUUUUACCGUUCUAAUCAUGGGUAGUGCACUGGCCUUGCAGUGGACACAUGCACAGAUGCACAAGUCUGGGUACCAUCGGAAGACCACAUCAGAUCCCGCCAAAGUUGAAUGA
Messenger RNA from Clonostachys rhizophaga, 705 nucleotides. Lineage: Eukaryota; Fungi; Ascomycota; Sordariomycetes; Hypocreales; Bionectriaceae. The record is from the annotation of a GenBank genome assembly.